CUCAGAUUCAGCAAUGUCAAAAGCGGUCAAUCCUAAUUUUGUGAAUAGGGAGUACAUUAUUCUGAACGGUUUUUGAAUCGACGGCAAAAAUCAAUAGCUGUAGGCCGCGAAAUAAAGACAUGCACCAGAGGACAUCGACGGCUAGUGGGCGGCCGUCCGGAACCGAUGGCUCCGACUACUCAUUCCGCAUGGUGGUAGACUCUAGGUACCAAAAAGUUGCUAAAGGAAAAUCUCAACUUUUGAAGAUAAUCUUCAUUCAGGCAGUUGUUCAAUUGAUAAUAGCAGCACUCUCAUUUUUUGGUGAAAAAUGUGAUUUCUGCUCUGCUGCAAUAGGCUUCAUCUCUCUUAUAAUUGGAGAAUUAGGUCGAAAGCGUAGCAGAUCAAACUUUUUAAAGUUGUAUGUGUUCGGAUCAUCAAUAGCUGUGCUGUUUCCUGCUACAUGUUUUGCCAUGAGCCAGAAUACUUUGGAGGUUCUUCAAACUUUCAAUAGCUUGCUGCCACCACAUAUUGAAGUCCUGAAGAUUGCUGCUAUUAUACUUGGAUUUUUGGUACAGAUAUUCUCAGUUGCUACAACCGUAUCUCUAAUUUGUAAUAUGGCUCUUCCUAAGAGAGCUUCUUGAUGGCUGGAUGAACUAAAAAUAGUUGAACAUUGAUUAAUUGAGGCAUCUUAUCAAUAUGCCUGGAAGCAGAUAUUUCUCAUACACAGAACUGAUGAGAAUAUAAGAAGGGCAUCUAAUUUUUCACCGAGUUGUAACUUAUAAUCCACUGAAUAAUAAAUUUUGCAGUUUUGCUUUGAACAGUGAACGAUGCUGCUUUAUAUAUCUUAUGUUACAUUGCUCUUUGUCCAUUUAUAUGACUUAUAUUUUGGAUAUGCAAGGUUUGACCUCUCUUCUUACAUGUAGUAUUUGCUACGUUUCCAGUUGC
This is a messenger RNA of Cuscuta epithymum, 924 nucleotides long. Lineage: Eukaryota; Viridiplantae; Streptophyta; Magnoliopsida; Solanales; Convolvulaceae. The record is from the annotation of a GenBank genome assembly.